AUGCAGCAGGAGAACGAGACUGCCGACUGGCAGGUCAACUGGUGGGCGAGCACCAUCAGCAAAUCUCCAUCUACCUCUGCUCCCCACAGCUACCCCUGCUCCCCACAGCUACAUAUGCUCCCCACAGCUACCUAUGCUCCCCACAGCUACCCCUGCUCCCCACAGCUACAUAUGCUCCCCACAGCUACCUAUGCUCCCCACAGCUACCCCUGCUCCCCACAGCUACCCCUGCUCCCCACAGCUACCUCUGCUCCCCACAGCUACCCCUGCUCCCCACAGCUACCUCUGCUCCCCACAGCUACCUAUGCUCCCCACAGCUACCCCUGCUCCCCACAGCUACCCAUGCUCCCCACAGCUACCCCUGCUCCCCACAGCUACCUCUGCUCCCCACAGCUACCUCUGCUCCCCACAGCUACCCCUGCUCCCCACAGCUACCCCUGCUCCCCACAGCUACCCCUGCUCCCCACAGCUACCUCUGCUCCCCACAGCUACCUCUGCUCCCCACAGCUACCUCUGGUCCCCACAGCUACCUCUGCGCCCCACAGCUACCUCUGCUUCCCAACUGCAACAAUAUCCACUUGA
Molecule: messenger RNA, 582 nt
Organism: Tachysurus vachellii
Lineage: Eukaryota; Metazoa; Chordata; Actinopteri; Siluriformes; Bagridae
Product: DBF4-type zinc finger-containing protein 2 homolog
Exons: 2
Coding region: 1-582 (193 amino acids)
Source: RefSeq, a predicted model, not a curated record